Molecule: messenger RNA, 516 nt
Organism: Rhodofomes roseus
Lineage: Eukaryota; Fungi; Basidiomycota; Agaricomycetes; Polyporales; Fomitopsidaceae
Exons: 2
Coding region: 1-516 (171 amino acids)
Source: RefSeq, a predicted model, not a curated record
AUGCAGGGCCCCCAUCGCGGCGGACGCGUCGAUCAUCGCUCGGGUGCGUCCCACCGCUCUCCCUCUCUCCUUCAACCCGCACCGACCGCUUCAGCACAGACCGGCUUCCGGGGCUACAAAGGCAAGGCAGUGCUCUACGCGUCCACGCUGAACACCGUCCUCGCCGCGCCGUCCAUCCUGCUCAUGGACACAGGCGCGCACACGAUCCAAGAGGCCGCCUGCGCGCCGUGCGGCACGUACCUCGGCUGGAAGAUCGUCCGCGCGCACGAGGCCUCCGAGAAGUGGAAGGAGGGCCGCUUCCUCCUUGAGCUCGCCCUCCUCGAGGAGGCCGCAGUCGACGAAGCCGAUUCCCCAACCCCCGUGCGCCUCCACCCCGCCACCCCAGUGAGCGAGCCGUCCACGCCGGUGCAUGAAGCCCCGGCGAGCGCGACGCUCCGCCCCCUGCCCCUUCCUAACGGCCUGCGCGACGGCUCUCACACUGAGAGGGCAGGAGCUAGAACUAGUAGAAGGCACUAA